AUGAGCAAUGGUAGUCUGUCGGACUCCAAUGCUACUGAGCAUUUUCAUCGCCGUCAACGAGUUUCCGCUGCUGCGGGGAGCGAGAACAACAUCGACAACAUCGCAAUCGAGAAAUUGAAUCUUAAAAUCGGUCACGGCACAGAUAGACCCGCAUCUCGCUCCUCGCGGCAAUAUCAAACCCUCCAUGGGAAAGGGCAACCGGGCUCGAAGGCAAGAGCUUUCAGUGGCAGUCCAGAGACCAGUAGUCCCAAGGUAGGCAGGUUCAACGCGAGGCAGGAGUUUGGGGAGUCGCGACGAAAGCGCUCUCCCGAUGCCGUUUCGCAGCCCUCCUCACGUGCUGCCUGUCUAGAACCUUCAGCCUUGCCUGUGGACAGUGAGUCAGAUAGGAGAUGGGCUCAGUGUGACGAUGGCCAGCCUGAGGCUCCUACAGACCCGGAAAUCAGCAGCCUCAGAGUCGGCAGCCUGAAUUUGAGCGACAAGUUACGGCAGUCUCAACCAAGUUCUACAUCACAUAAACGGUGUGCCGACGUCCCUCCACAGCAUCCAAAACGGUCCCGCCAUCAGGAACCUCCACCCCAGCCUGUCAAGAGUGACCUAGGCGCUCGAUGGGAGCUUCCAACCGUCGAACGCCGUCGCGUCAUGGAGGACCGGGCAAUGGCACAGGAGAGCGACGUUCCUGAAGACGAUGCCUCGAUGGUGCUUGAGCCACAAACGCGACCGAUCACUCAAGAGCAGCUGAUCAACGAAGUGAAAGGCAUAUAUGCUGGGCUCGUUAUGGUUGAGAAGAAAUGUGUGGAAAUUACACAACAACGAGCCAGGUCCGCCAACAAGCUCUCUGAUGACCAGUGGCAGGCCUUGAUAGCGCUUCACAGGACGUUACUACACGAACACCAUGACUUUUUCCUGGCAUCACAGCACCCAACGGCAUCACCCGCUUUGAAGCGUCUUGCAAAUAAGUACGCGAUGCCGGCUCGGAUGUGGCGCCACGGGAUUCAUUCAUUCCUGGAACUGCUGCGCCAACAACUUCCGGACUCUUUAGAUCACAUGCUCACCUUUGUGUACAUUGCGUACUCAAUGAUGGCUUUAUUGAAGGAGUCCGUUCCUAGCUUUCUUGAGACCUGGAUUGAGUGUCUAGGCGAUCUUGCCCGUUAUCGUAUGGCGAUCGAAGACAGCGAUCUUAGGGAUCGGGAGAUCUGGUCGAAUGUCGCUCGGACCUGGUACAAUCAAGCCGCGGACAAGAGCCCAAACGUCGGCAGGAUCCAACAUCAUCUGGCAGUCCUGGCAAGGCCGAACAUUGUCCAGCAGCUCUUCUUCUACUCGAAGGCUUUGGUGAGCGUUGUACCUUUUGUGAAUGCUCGAGAUAGUAUUAUGCUGCUCUUCACGCCAUUACUCGAAAGAGAACCAUCGGACGACAAGCGAUACGAAAUCGCUGAGGCCAGUCUCGUCACCGCAUUUGGCUACCUGUUUACCCGAGGUUCACUGGACCUUCAUCAACAACAGGCACAGAUCUUCGUUUCAUCCCUUGAUGGCCACAUACAGAAGGAGAAAUCGAAAUGGAAAAUCCAGGGGCCGGAGGUUGCGGCAUCCCUAGCAGCUGGUAUCCUCGACUUCGGCAAGGACGAUGGUCUUAUAUGGGCAAUGUACCAGGACUAUUUGGAGAGGAUGAAAGCCCUUCGGACUCUAGCGGAUUCCGAGGAUAAUUCGGCCUUGGACAAGGAAUGGAUCCAGAUUCGCGACACGUUGCGCGGAGAAUUCUGGGCUCGUCAGGACCUGGACACGCUUGCCCGUGCACCGCUCGCCAUGCCGGAGUCUGAUGCCGUUGGUUCGUCAGAGUCAGUCACAGCUAUGUCUCUGCUGUUGUUCAAUGCCACAGUCCGGAUCAACGCGACCAAAAUUGGGGACCGCAACGUCGUGCCCUUUAUGUGCUUUGUCUUGAGUUUCCUGUUAUCAUCAUCAUACGUUGGGCAUCCUAUAGUUUACAUAGAAUCUUACGUCCCGUGGGCUAGUAUCGUGAGGUUCCUCAACACCUUAGGGCGAUCUGGGAUCGACGAUCAUCGGGUCGAGACUGAACAGUUUCCCAUGCCAACAAACGGCUCCGGAAGACAGCUACCGGAAGACUUCUAUGCUCGAGGUGCGAUCUGGGCUCAGCAUGUCUUCCCUGGUGACUUCUUCCGGGUUCAUUUGACGGACGAAGAUGAGCGAUGCCUGGAGUCGGCGUCGCAUGACACUCCACGAAAUGAACGCUGUCUUUAUCUGGGUAUCAGAUUGGCGAGCUUCGCUCGCUACCUUCGCUAUGAUUCGACAACGAAGUUGUUCUCGGCAACCGCAUUGGCAACUGACCUGGAGUCACGGACCGCUCCUCUAUUCGACGCGCUUGCACGAGUGCCGCAAUAUACGUUGGCUACACAGCCGCACCCAGGAUCUGGUCCGGCAGGAUCAAAUGAUGGAGCGAAUGAUACCCAGACCAUAGGAGCACAGACAGCGGAAGGCGAUCCGGACUACAUGCUCGUUGACAACAUCACCGGCGGCGAUCGAUAA
Messenger RNA from Cyphellophora attinorum, 2538 nucleotides. RefSeq lists its product as uncharacterized. Gene Ontology annotation, biological process: nuclear-transcribed mRNA catabolic process, nonsense-mediated decay. The transcript is spliced from 3 exons. Gene Ontology annotation, cellular component: telomerase holoenzyme complex. Gene Ontology annotation, molecular function: telomerase RNA binding; telomeric repeat DNA binding; protein binding. Lineage: Eukaryota; Fungi; Ascomycota; Eurotiomycetes; Chaetothyriales; Cyphellophoraceae. The record is from RefSeq and is a predicted model, not a curated record. The coding region runs from base 1 to 2538 and encodes 845 amino acids.